Messenger RNA from Astyanax mexicanus (Mexican tetra), 4936 nucleotides. RefSeq names its product EloA-BP1 and REX1_like domain-containing protein. The transcript has 16 exons. Gene Ontology annotation, molecular function: nucleic acid binding; exonuclease activity. The coding region runs from base 760 to 4596 and encodes 1278 amino acids. Gene Ontology annotation, cellular component: nucleus. The record is from RefSeq and is a predicted model, not a curated record. Lineage: Eukaryota; Metazoa; Chordata; Actinopteri; Characiformes; Acestrorhamphidae.
CAACAUCCUAUCUAAAAGGGAUCAGCUGUCCCAUUUCCCCAAUUACAGCUCCUUCCCUCCAUUCCUCCUCCUCUCCUCUCCUCGAUUCCUCCACCUUCUUCCGGGGUAGGAGAGGAGGAGUAGGAAAGGAGGAGUAGGAGAGGAGGAGUAGCAAAAGUUUCUGGACGCAGCCAGUGUCUUCCUAAAUAGCGCAACACUAAUGAGGGAGUAGGGAGCCAUUUUGGUCACAGACAGCCCACCGUUAUUCCCAGAUAUUCCUGGUUUGUGGUCAGUGAAAUGGCCCCACCCAUUGCUCUGAAUAGGCCACGCCCAUUUACAACCAGGUGAAGCUGAUCAGGGCUUGGCUAGGCAUUGAUUAGCCGGAGCAGGUGAGUUAGAUCUGGAAGUAGAAGCAGAAGGUGAAGCAGAAGCAAGAGACUGGAAGGUUGAGCUCCAGGAGAAAGUUGAGCCCAGGCCUGAACUGGUUUAGGAUUGGUGUUAGUGUGAAGAAAAACACUAGUAAAAUCAUACAUGUGGCCCUGUAUCAUCUACUGGAGGCUCAAGUGUAAAGACUUCCCUCCACAGUAGCAUUAGAUAGUUGGAGUGACCGUGUUCCCUUCUCGAUUUAUCUCUGCCUGACCAGCGUUUAUUAGAUAAACACGCUUUAAUCUUUGGUCACGACCUUCAUUAAUGCGCACAAUGAGUGUAAUAAAAGUAUAGGAAUGAUGGCAUUUGCUCACAGGCAGGCCAACGCAGGCGAUUUAGUUUUUGUUUCUGAAAAUGUUCCCUUCUGCUGCACUCUUGGCUGAUAUAGCGUGCCCCCUUUUCUCUGGGGGGUGCUGUGAACGACCCUACUGUUUGUACAAGCACACCAAAGAGGACUCUUCAGGCCUGGCUGAAGCUGCUACAGGUCAUGGAGCUCUUCACAACCAAGAGGAGAGCAACACUUGUCUUCUGGAGUUGGAAAAGAUCAACAAACAGAUUGAAGCAGUCAGAAAUGAAGUGGAGAAAGAACAAAAGAGACUUUUCCGCUACCAGUCAGAGCAAACUGAGAUCACUCGUGCUUCUGCAGACACUGCAGAGCAGUAUGUAAAAUCCAAACCCACUGUUUCCAAAGACCUGAAUGGAAACCGGGUUAAGAGUAAAAAGACUGCUGCCGCUCCUCAUUCUCACCCCUCUGCUCAGAAAUAUGUGGUUGAUCGCAGCAGACCCAAAACCGAUUUGGAAUAUGACCCUUGUUCCAAUUUCUCCUCUGAUCUGAGAUCUAGCAGCUCAAAAGAUAAAAACAAAUCAAACAGUAAAAUGGAAGUGGAGAUUCAUCAAAGGGCUAAAGGAAAGGGAAAGAAUGUGGUUGCGGAUCCAGAUCCGGUCCAUCUGCCGUCUUGUAGUUUGAAGGAUUCUGAUGAUGAAGGAACACUUAUCAUUGAUGUUCCACCUCAAGAAAAUAAUAGAAAGAACAGCAGACCUCAGAAAUGGAGCAUGGUUACCAGUGAAGGUGGUACAUCCAUGGAAAAAGAACUGGGAAGUAGAAGGCUUUCAAGGAAAUGCAGUGACAUCAAAAAGAUCACAGAAGAGCCUUCAGAAACUGAGUGCCUUGAAGUGGCAUCUCUGGACAAAGAUGGAAUGAAGUUGAGGUCUACAAAGGAAAACACAUCUAGGACAGUGUUGUAUUCACCUGAGAGAAAUCUCGUCAUUGAUAUUCCACACCAACUAACCAAUGACUGCAAUAAACCAGUAAAGCCAAAGUUAUCCAGGCUGCAAAGGGAAGAGGUUUCUUCUGGAGGAAUACCACAUCUUGAAAUUGGACCCUCUGAAGAUAAGAAGAAACCUUUAAAUCAAUGCAAAUCAAUGGUUCAGGAAGCUUCUGGUACCCCUUCAACCAAAAGACUGGUUGGGAAAGGUUUGGAAAAUGACCAAAAGAGCUUCAAUCAAAGCUCAACAAACGCCAAGAAUGGCAAAACCAAAGAGGAGAACUCAAAGCAAGCAAUUUCUCCAAUGGUUGAGAAGAAAAAUGCAGGGCAUUCCUCAAAAGCAAAUAUUCUAGAGCAUCUUCCUGCCAACAGUUUGCCUCCUGGUGGCCAUGAAGAAAAAGCUCAAACCAUUGAAAAUGGCAAUGCCCUAGAUAACAUUUCUCUAUGCCUGGACCACCUGAGAAGCGAAAGUGAGAACAUCACUUGCUUUCCAAUGGUUGAGGACUUCAUUCUUGACAACAUCCCUUCCACAGCCAAUUCCUCUAAGGUGGGUGUAGAUCCAUUUUCCCAACCUACCAAACAUGGAGUCCAAGGUCUGAACGUUGGGCAAACUGAACUUGAGGUAAAACAGAACUGUCUCUCAGGUUCUGUUCAAAAAGCAGACCCCUUGCCCCUCAAGUACCAUCAAGUACAGCAGGUCUCUCAGGAGAUGGUAUUUCAGGACUACUUCCCUUCCACAACACCUUUCCCAUCCAUGAUUAAAGAACCAGUGGCUGGUCAGAAGUCUCUGACCCCUGUGGAAGCGUGUUGGCUACCUCCACAAAAAGUUCUCCCACAACCUGUUGUUCAGAACAUGCCUGUAUAUAUUUCUGGACCUGACCCUGCAUGUGCUCCAUCAACACAAUCAGUGAAGUUGCAUAACCCAGCAGCUGCAUCGUCAGUAAAUUUAGCUUCCAUUCCAAUUCAGAAGAAACCACCUUCGACUGUUACCUCCGGCAUCACCGCUGGAAUCACCUGUGGUACAGGUGGUCCUGCACAGACCUCUUCACCUGCUUUAAUGGCUGCAGCAAAUCAAGUCAUAGAAAUUGGGUCUAGUUCCUCAGAGGAGCUCAAUUACUCAGACCUAGACCUUUCAGACACUGAUCCGAUGGAAGAGUGCUACAGGAUCUUUAUGGAAGCUAAUGGUGCUGAAAAUCCCACUGCGCAAGAUGGUGUGCCAGAGGAGGUUCCAAAGAUGGCCGAGACCGAGGCAUCGGCCAAUCCACCACCUGUUCAGAAGAAAAGAGUCGCCCAUGUAGCGAAGUUUGAGCAGGUCAGUAAGAGCAAAGCGCAGGUUAUCGUGCCUCUUCGAGAUGGAGGCUCGCAGCUACCUGUUCCAACCCGGAGUCAGCAGUGCCAGAAGAGAGCAGCAGCGCUCACAGCAGCAGUGAAAGGAUGCCAGCAAGUUAUUGCAGCCAGUGUGCCCAGGAAAGUCUUUGCACCUACUAUUAUCCAGCCCAGUCCUGUACAAAGCGCCUAUGUGAACAUCCUCCCGGUUGGCACAACCCUACGGCUGGGCUCAAACCUUCACCUGAUCGUCCCUGACGGGAACUGUGCUUUACCGGUCACGCUAAUUCCUGCUACUCUGCCUGUAACACGUCCUCUUCAUCAACCUGCUCAGAAUCUUCAGCCGGCACAACCUGCCAACUACACACCUGCUAAGUCAAUUCCUACCAAGCGCAAAGCGAAAGUACGGGAUGUUGGAGUGAAGGUUCCACAUGAUGUGCGGCAGCGCUACGUCAACCUGUUUGUGGAGGAGUUCCUGAAAACAUCAGCCACUGUGCAGGAUGCCUUCGAGAAGGCUCUGGCAGAAGAGAAGACAGUGUUUGACCGCAGCAUCAAUAAAUUAAAGUAUCUAAGCGUAGCAGUCAAUGCGCUCAAGAGGCUUAAAAAUCAGAACGCGGCCCCUGCCAAAUUUUCCAGUGAGCGGGAUGCGCAGGCAUGCAGAGGAAAUGUGCCACUCAAUACUCAAGCACUCCUGGGAAACGGUGACCUUGCACUGUAUGAUCAGCUGAAGGAGCACAUUCUGACUGAGGCCAUGCUGAGGGAGAACAACUACCCUCGCAGACACCCGGACAAAGCUGGUGCUGCUGUUCAGUAUGGAGGAGAGGCAAAGAAGGGAGCUGGAGAUGGUUCCAGAAGGAUCUGCUGCCGCUGUGGAACUUCUUUCUCGGUUAGCCAGACUGGAAAACACACUCGUAAAGAGGAGUGUAAUUACCAUUACGGGAAGGUCAUAGAAAACCGAGUACCAGGUGGAGUAGAGACGCGUUACAGCUGCUGUGAGAACGCUGUGGGGGCGCCUGGAUGUCAAGUGUUUAAGCUCCAUGUUCACGAUGCUGUAAGUCUCCAGAGCUUUGUGAGCAGCCUCCCGCAGACCUGUACUGAAUGCCCAGGGAUUUACUCUAUCGAUACUGUGAUGUGCUACACCACCCAGGGCCUGGAGCUGGUGAGAGUCACCGUGGUCAACAGCAGUCUACAGGUCAUCUACGACACAUUUGUUCAGCCCAACAAUGAGGUCAUUGACUACAACACCAGGUUCUCCGGGGUCAGCGAGGAUGAUGUGAAGGGCAGCAGCUCAUCUUUACGAGACGUUCAGGCUGUGCUUUUGAGCUUCAUCAGCGCCGACACCAUCCUUGUUGGGCAUGGUUUGGAAAAUGACCUCUGUGCUCUGAAACUUCUUCACAGCACAGUAGUUGACACAUCCGUGGUGUUUCCCCACCGGCUGGGACCGCCGCACAAGAGAGAGCUCCACAGCCUGACUGCAGAGUACCUUAGGAGGAUAAUCCAGGAGAGCGCGGAGGGCCAUGACUCCAGCGAAGACGCUGUUGCCUGUAUGGAGCUGAUGCUGUGGAAGGUGAAGGAGGAUGCUAAGGGGAAGAGGUGGUGACCUCAAUAAAGUCCAGUGUUGCUUCCCUGUGCUGAUUAUAUAAUACAUUUAUUGAAAUGUAUAUCAAAGAAUAUCACCUAUUUACUCACUGUUUUGAAAUGGUUGGCAAUGUGAGCAUGCAAAUAAUGUAAUGUCUGUUUAUUUAUAUCUCCUUUUGUCCCUCUCUUCACUUCUUUUCUUGAUUUCUUUUAGAAUCUGUAAUGGUUUUGUGAUUUUCUUUGAGUGUUGAUUAUGAAAUAAACUUAUUUUGGGAGUGGGGCACAAAUGCACUUAGAGCUAAAGCACACUUAUAAACUAAAAUCUGAGGGAAAUGGAACAGAAAGUAAAAGCACUGCAGUGA